GGAUGGUUCCGGAAGAAGGCUAAGGAGCGGGACACUAGUCGCUAGCGCACCAGCCCGCUCCAGGUGCCAGGGCGGAACAAACGGGCCGGAGCCGGAUGGAAGCGCCUUGGUCCCCAACUGGCUCUUGCGUCGGUGGGCGCCGGAGAGGCACGGAGCCCGGGAUCGCGCACGCUGCGCCGCCGUCGCGCCUGCAUCGGGGGCCUGCGCUGGGUGAGCGCCCGCGCCCCGAAGCUCGCGCCCCACCGGCGGCGGAGGCAGGGAGCUAGAGAGCUUGUGCUUGGAGAGCAGCUUGGGGCAGGCGCCGAGCGGAGGCUGCUGCAGCUCCGGCGGGGGUCGCUAGGAGCCUGGGCUUACCAAGACACAAAGGUGGGCAGGAUGCAGGGGCAACUGGGGAGCCGGCAAAGGAAAAGCGAAAGCCGCGGGCCGAGCCGGUGACGGGUGAAGGCGCCGCGCCGCUCUUCGGCCGCUAGCGGUGCCGGGUCCAGCCCUGGUAGGCCUGGCUGGCUGAGCCCGGCGCGCCGCAGCCAUGGCCAUCGCCCACCUGGCCACAGAGUACGUGUUCUCGGAUUUUUUGCUGAAGGAGCCCGCGGAGCCCAAGUUCAAGGGGCUGCGGCUGGAGCUGGCCGUGGACAAGAUGAUCACGUGUAUUGCCGUGGGGCUGCCGCUGCUGCUUAUCUCGCUCGCCUUCGCGCAGGAGAUCUCGAUCGGUACACAGAUAAGCUGUUUCUCCCCAAGUUCUUUCUCCUGGCGCCAGGCUGCCUUUGUGGAUUCUUACUGUUGGGCUGCUGUCCAGCAGAAGGACUCUCUGCGGAGUGACACUGGGAACCUUCCAUUGUGGCUGCACAAGUUUUUCCCCUACAUCCUGUUACUGCUUGCGAUCCUCUUGUACCUGCCCUCCUUGUUCUGGCGUUUCACGGCUGCUCCUCAUCUUUGCUCAGAUCUGAAGUUUAUCAUGGAAGAACUUGACAAAGUUUACAACCGUGCAAUUAAAGCUGCAAAGAGUGCCCGUGACCUCGACGUGAGAGACAGUACCUCUCCAGUCACGCCCGUUAAUGAGAAUGUAGGGCAAAGUUUGUGGGAGAUACCUGAAAGCCACUUCAAGUACCCCAUUGUGGAGCAGUAUUUGAAGACAAAGAAGAACUCUAAUAAUUUAAUAGUGAAGUACCUCAGUUGCCGGGUGCUAACACUCACAAUUACACUGUUAGCGUGUAUCUACCUGGGCUAUUACUUCAGCCUCUCCUCACUCUCGGAUGAGUUUGUCUGCAGCAUCAAGUCAGGGAUCCUGAAGAAUGACAGCACUGUCCCGGAUCAGUUCCAGUGCAAACUCAUCGCAGUGGGCAUCUUCCAGCUGCUCAGCUUCAUUAACCUGGCAGUUUAUGCUCUGCUGGCUCCUGUCCUUAUCUACACGCUGUUUGUUCCAUUCCGACAGAAGACAGAUGUUCUCAAAGUAUAUGAGAUCCUGCCCACAUUUGAUAUUCUGCGUUUCAAGUCUGAAGGGUACAAUGACUUGAGCCUAUACAAUCUUUUCCUGGAAGAGAAUAUAAGUGAACUCAAGUCAUACAAGUGUCUUAAGAUACUGGAAAAUAUCAAAAGCAGUGGUCAGGGAGUUGACCCGAUGGUACUCCUGACUAACCUUGGCAUGAUCAAGAUGGAUGUUGUCGACAGCAAAACUCCCCAGCCUGCUCCAAGCGCAGUGGCAAGGGAGCAGGAAAACCAGAUGGCCGAGCUCCAAGAUUUGAACGUACCCAGUGAAAAGAAUGCAAAUAAUGGAGAGGCCAAUGUCCGGCAGAGACUUAUGGAUUCUUCUUGCUGAUUUUUUUUCCCUUGAACUUCAGACCUGUGAUUUCUGUGACAUGGGAUUUGUUUUGGCUGAAGCACCUUGGUCACGUUCACAGUGGUUCGCAGUGAAUGGUUCUUGGUAGGGACACUGAGCAUGUCUGAGUCCCUGAUGAAAAUGAUGGCCAAAAGAAUAUUGUGAAGAAUAGUUCAUCAGCUUCCUACAAGAAGCAAGUCAUAGCUAAGUAAACCACAGCAAGAGUGUGUGUGUGUAUAUAUAUACAUAUAUAUGUGUGUGUAUAUGUAUAUCCUCCCCAAAUGAAAAGUGGAAGGAAUAGUCAAAAUAAAAGGGUAGUAGUCCUUUGCAAGUUGUGGAGAAACGCCCUUCUUACAGAUGGUGGUGACAAAACCCAGAGCUACUAGAAAGCAAGGACUUUGGGAGAUUUUUUUGUUUUGUUUUAUGAAAUAAUAGUAAACAGAUCAGGAUAUAAUUAAAUAUGAAACUCCAUGUGCCCUUAAUAACUGUUGGAUGAGAAAAACAUUGACUGGCUAACCGUGGACUGUAGGUCAGCUUGCUCUUGGCAGUGACCUAAAUUGAGAGUAAUGCAGAUGCCAGGGUUCUCAUAUACUCAGGCUCUUGUUUUGCUAUUACUUGCCAGCCUUGGCUAAUUGAAAUCCUCUGACCACUGUUUGUUGGGCUCUGCUCUGAAGGGCAGCAGGCCAAAGUACUUAUUUGCUUGAAAGAUUUAUAGAUAGAGUCUAAAAGAGAUUCUGUUCAUACAACUGUGAUGUUAAUACCAGGAAAUCUAAACAUACAGAACAGGUUAAAUCAAUCGCUCUCAAAGGGGUAUUGACAGUGCUUUCCUCUGUUGUCAGAGGCAUUUGAAAUGGAACUUAAGCACAUUAACAGAACAUGGGGAUGUUCAAAGUGAGAGACAUUUUUGCCUAAUACGAUCAAAGCACAUAAAUGAUAUCUACCCUUUGGUGUGCUUAGAGCCAGAACAGCUUAGCAGGUUAUUUCAUUUGUAUUUAAACACAACUUUUUAACAUUCGUUUUAAUUUAUUCAGACAGUGUCAGAAUUGAGACCCUUUGCAAGGAACAUUUUAGCAUUGAUGGAGAAUUAUAGAAUAAAUACAAAAAUGGUGGUGGAUAAGAUAAACCAAGGCUUCUUUUUCUUUUUUUAAAUAUUUUAAAGCCAGCUCAGGGUAUGUUAAAAACCUUUCCCAAUUCUGACCUUGUAAAUAUAUCUUAACUACGUUUACAGUUUAUACAAAAUUAUUUAAAAUUACAUCUAUGGACUUUCCAUUUUUAUUCUUAAAAAAUUAAUACAUUGCUAACGUGAGUAAUCCUCAGGAACCUCAAAGUUUACUUUUGACUCUUUGGGACAGUUGUUUACCUAGUCUAAUUACCAUUUUAUGAAGAACAAAAAGUAUAUAUGCUGAUGUCUGCCUUUCAGAACAUUUAGAAAAACAGAUUUUAUUUUUGCUUUUGUGACAGUUUCUGAGGGAAAGCUGAUGAUAAAUAUCAAAGAUGCAAUCAGUGUUUUAAAUUAUUCUCUAUAACAUGAUAUUUAUUACUAUUGAAUUAUAAUGUGACUUUGAAAUGGCAGUAACAAAAAUAAUUGAUUUUGCUACAUGUUUUUAUCACUGUAUCUGAGAUUUUCCAUCACAGUUCUCUACACUGGUCUCAUAAAAUCUGAAAGAUUUAUGAAAUGUGUUUUUCUAGAAUGUGACCUUUUUAAAAAACAAAAAACAAAAACAUCUUUUCUAUGCAUUACCUUUAAUUUGUAUUGUGAAGUGGUAAAAAUAGGUACAUUAUUUUAGGAGAUCAGGAGCUCUCUAAGCCCCAUCAUGUGUAAUCCUUUUAUCUGGGUCAGUAUAAUCGGAAUCCUUGACCUCUGCCCAGUUCAUUUUUCCAUUCCCACCCUUGGAGCUCCAGUAGGGUCUGUGAUGUCCCAGACAUCCCACUAGUCACUAGCUAUGCAGAUAUGAACACAGCAGUUCCCCAUCUUUGAGGAGUUGAGAGUGUAGUAGAAGGCAGUGGAGACGGAGGCAGGUGUUAAGAGGUAAAAAAGUAGUUAAGUAAAAGCCCUGCGAGAAAACUCCAAGCAAAUAUUCUGUGUUCCUGGGAGGCGCCAUACUGUUUUUUCUUUCUCUCAUAGUUUCUGUAGCUUAUGGUUUUGAGAGUCUAGUUACAGUUUUUCUCAGAGGCAGAUAAUCUUCUUAAGGUUCUUUAGCCACAAAUCCUCCAGAUGGAAGCUUGGGCAAAGCAAUAGCAUAGACACUGAUUUUGAACAGCAAGAGCUCCAGUUGCCUUUAUGCAUUACCUUGCAGAGGGUGGGGAGGGCAAGCCAGUGGGAUAUGGUGGAGUUGCCGAUGAACAGCAUUAGUGGCUCUGAAAGGCUGACAGAGAUGCCUGGCCAUACAGUUUGAGAAAAAAAAAAGUCUUAUUAGGAAAGUUAACUCUUCCAUCCACUGUGAGUUGCUGGCUUGAAGGGACUUCUUUUGAGGAGCCAGUUUCCUGCGGGGGAGGAGUCAUUCACUGCCUUGUAAAAAGAAACAAACUGAUCCUAAAGGGCCACCUCAGGAUUUGUUUCUGGCUCACGUCUCCCUAGCAAAGCUAAACCAGACUCAUGAUGAGUGUUAGACAGCUGGGAAUCGAGCAGAUCCUUCUGAAAGCAGUACUCCAGCUGCAUAUUUAAUUUACCAAGGGACAAGCAGAGACCCUCUCUCUAAUGUAGAGGUUCUUAAACUUUUGGGAGGUCACAGACUCCCUUGAGACUCCUUUAAAAGUGAUGAUGGACCUACUCAUCAGAUACAUGACAUUUUAAAUGCACCUUCAGAGGUUGUUACAGCCCCUGCAUCCUGGUUGAGAAGCUGUGCUCUACUGGCUGAAGGCCAUACCCCCCUCAGAGAAAGGGGGCUCCCUUUGCCCUUGUGAAAGCUACUCCUUCCAACAAUAAGACUCAGCUGUAAGUAUGCUUAGCGAAGUCAUGUUUCCAUACUUUUGAGUGAACUGUACCUUUUGAGUAAUGGCCUUCAUUCUCCAGAGUCAGAUGGAACAAGGUCAACAUGAGAGUGGGCAGCAGCGGCCUUGGAUGGUCAGGCAGCCUGCAUUAACUGCUGUCCUCUCCCCAGCCACAAGUCAUUGUCUCCUUCCAGAUUCAAAUAAUGGCCCCUGGCCAGCCUCACUGGAAUGUGGGAGGGUAGCCAUUACAUUUGUAAAAUGCUUCGUCGUAUUAUUUUGUACUAUGAGAAAGCUAGAAACUUCGAAGUGCAUGGUGGGUGUUGUUGGUUUAUGUCUUCAUUUGUAGAAAUUACCUGUUUAUUGAGUAUCCUCUCCUACCUGGGAGCAUGGCACUGUGGUCCUUGCUCUGGUGAAAAUUAGUUCAGCUCUUAAAGGAGAAUUGUUUUACACCUUUUUAAAUGGAUUCAUUGCUUAGUUUAUUUAUCUUAUUGCCCAAACCAGUUGCCCUUGGAUCCACUGCAACUCGUGGCUACCCUAUGUAUGUCAGAGUAGAAGUGUGCUCCAUUGGAUUUUUUCAGUGGCUCAUUUUUCAGAAGUAGAUCACCAAGCCUUUCUUUCAAGGUACGUCUGGAUGGACUCGAACUUCCAACCUUUCGGUUAGCAGCCAAGUUCAUUAACCCUUUGCAUCACCCGGGGACUCCGUAUUGCCAGUCUGGGGUAAAUAGAAGAUCAAAAAAGAUGGGAUUUUAUAUCCACUGCUUUAUCACAAGCUCCUAAAACAGACUGGCGUGUAAUAGCCACUCUGUAAAUAUUUGUUGAAUUAAUGAAUUAGCAAGCAAACCAUUAAGAUAAAGCCUAUUUUGUUGGCAACUGUGAUUUGAUUUUAGAAGACAAAUGGUCCUCUGCAGGGGAGGGGAGGCUCAGUUAGCUACUUGGUAGAGAGAGGAAUGUUUCUGUAAAUGAGUAGUUUUCUACAUAGAAGAAGCAAUAGGCUUUAGCUUUUUAUUAUGCAGUAAGUCGUGACUAUGUUCCAAGUUUAAUACAGGUUCAGUGUUGACUGGCAAUGAUUAGGGAAAUUCAAGUUUCGAAGGUAUCUAGUCUUGGUAAUUUUACAUCCUCUUGAAAAGGGAUGUUUAUUGAAAUGAGCUAUUACCAGUAAUUGAGGUUUCAUCUGAGGGCAGUGAGAUUAAAUAGUUCCUUUUGGGCAAUCAUUGGCAUUUUGGCCCUACUUUUCACAAGUGAAACCCUUUUAAAAGAUUGACAAAGAUAGUAUCGUGUCAUGUGGAAUGUAAUAGAUGUUAAUUUGAGAAUGGUUUGCCCUGUUGCUUUAAAUGAAAUGUACUUCUGGGUUCUUCUGUGAAAAUACUGUGUCACUUAAAGCAUGAAGCUUGGUUGGUAAUGAUUUGUGAAGAGUAUAAAAGUUUCCCAUGCUUUUUGAGUGUUUUUUCUCUGCCCACAAGGGGAGGAACAUCCUUGUAGAAUUCUGCAGUGUUAGGAGUGUUGCCUACGGAAAAACGGAAACCAUUAGCUCCUGUUUAACAAGUUGGCUUUUCUAAAAGUGCCAUCAUUACAGUUUAAUGGUGUUCUUUAAAUGGUGCUCUAGGUGGAAUUGAAGCUCUUUUUAAUGACUGAAUUUCUUCAAAAACUUUUAAAGAAAAAUAUACUUGUUCUUUUUGCCGUGCCAUUUUGAAAGAAUGUGCCAACGUGAGGAGAAUAACUUAAAAAAUUAAGACUGUCUUGGUUUCUGUUCCACAGAGAUCCAAAAAUGAGAAUGAAUCAUGGUGCUGGAAAAUGUUCCAUUACAAAGCACAAGAAUCUUGAAAGCUCUGCAUUUUGGUGGUUCCCACUAGUAGAUUUCGUAUUUCUCAAAUAAGUCACUUGGCCACUCUGCAUUCCCAUUUAAACAGGGAUGAACUGCUGAAAACUAAGGCUGCUGUGUCUGUAGAUAAAGGUGAAAACAGUGUUUUAGUUCUACACAGUGUGUCCACUUAAAUAAAACUUCUCUGAGUAAUGAAAAAUGUGUGUUCAUCUUUCUUGCCUGCACUUCAAAGAGUCAUUUCAUGGAAAAUUAACAGAAGAUGAGCCCGGAAGUGUCUGGCGGCUCAUUUUUUUCUGCUUGAUACAUAAAAUUCAGUAGGCUCCAUGCUACUUGAAAAAUCCAGCUGGCGGUAUCUAAAGGAAUAAAGUCCUUGAUUAAGGGUCCACAGAUUCUGGAAUUUCUAAAGCACAAAUCACAUGCUUUCUGAUUGGGGAUUGUUUGCUGGACU
Messenger RNA from Trichechus manatus latirostris (Florida manatee), 7011 nucleotides. RefSeq names its product pannexin 1 (gene PANX1). Gene Ontology annotation, molecular function: wide pore channel activity. The record is from RefSeq and is a predicted model, not a curated record. Gene Ontology annotation, biological process: cell-cell signaling; positive regulation of interleukin-1 production; monoatomic cation transport. The transcript is spliced from 5 exons. Bases 527 to 1813 code for a protein of 428 amino acids. NCBI's taxonomy places the organism in Eukaryota, Metazoa, Chordata, Mammalia, Sirenia, Trichechidae. Gene Ontology annotation, cellular component: plasma membrane.